Sciurus carolinensis (gray squirrel) is the source of this 738-nucleotide messenger RNA. RefSeq names its product keratin-associated protein 4-2-like. The transcript has a single exon. The coding region runs from base 1 to 738 and encodes 245 amino acids. The record is from RefSeq and is a predicted model, not a curated record. NCBI's taxonomy places the organism in Eukaryota, Metazoa, Chordata, Mammalia, Rodentia, Sciuridae.
AUGUGCAACUCCUGUUGUGGAUCCUGCUGCUCCGGCCAGGGCUGUGGCUGCUGCCAGCGCAGGUGCUGCCAGACCACCUGCUGCAGAACCACCUGCUGCCGCCCCAGCUGCUGCUGUAGCCCCUGUUGUGGUGGCUCCAGUGGCUGUGGUGGCUCCAGUGGCUGUGGUGGCUCCAGUGGCUGUGGCUCCUGCUGCUGCCGCCCCAUCUGCUGUAGGACUACCUGCUGCAGGACCACCUGCUGCCGCCCCAGCUGCUGUGGCUCCUGCUGUGGUGGGUGCAGUGGCUGUGGUGGCUCCAGUGGCUGUGGUGGGUGCGGUGGCUGUGGCUCCUGCUGCUGCCGCCCCAUCUGCUGUAGGACUACCUGCUGCAGGACCACCUGCUGCCGCCCCAGCUGCUGUGCCUCCUGCUGUGGUGGGUGCAGUGGCUGUGGUGGCUCCAGUGGCUGUGGUGGGUGCGGUGGCUGUGGCUCCUGCUGCUGCCGCCCCAUCUGCUGUAGGACUACCUGCUGCAGGACCACCUGCUGCCGUCCCAGCUGCUGUGGCUCCUGCUGUGGUGGGUGCAGUGGCUGUGGUGGCUCCAGUGGCUGUGGUGGGUGCAGUGGCUGUGGCUCCUGCUGCUGUUGCCCCUGCUGCUGUGUCUCCUCUUGCUGCCGUCCUUGCUGCUGUCGCCCCACCUGCUGCCAGACCACCUGCUGCAGGACCACCUGCUGCCGCCCCAGCUGCUGUGGAUCCUACUGA